AUGGCCCUGGAGUAUGUGAAGACUGGACUCUCGCCCGUCCUCGCGUCCCAGAGCCGCACCGGCAGAAUCAUGGGCGGUGUCCGGAGGAAAUGGUUAUCCUACACCCCGAUCGCACAGGUCCUACAACGGACGUUUCGACGAGAAUGUGCAAUCGUGGGCUUCCAGGACCCGGAAGUCAACAUUACAGAUCAGGACCUCGAGGAUAUCAUGACGACAAUCAAACGAUGA
This is a messenger RNA of Exophiala oligosperma, 228 nucleotides long. RefSeq lists its product as uncharacterized. The record is from RefSeq and is a predicted model, not a curated record. Bases 1 to 228 code for a protein of 75 amino acids. Lineage: Eukaryota; Fungi; Ascomycota; Eurotiomycetes; Chaetothyriales; Herpotrichiellaceae. The transcript has a single exon.